GCGGGCUGCGCGCUGCGGCGGGGCGGCUGAGGCGGCGGGGCCGCCGCUCGGCGGCAGCAGCGGCGGGAGGAGGAGGAGGAGAAGCUGCGCUCCGCUCCGCUCCGCCGAGGCGGCGGGGGUGAAGAUGGGGAACUGCCUCAAGUCCCCCACCUCGGAUGACAUCUCGCUGCUGCACGAGUCGCAGUCGGACAGAGCCAGCUACGGCGACGGGACCGAGCCGGAUCAGGAGCCGCCGCCGCCAUAUCAGGAACAGGUCCCUGUUCCUGUUUAUCAUCCAACUCCUAGCCAGACUCGGCUAGCAACACAGCUGACAGAAGAGGAACAAAUCAGAAUAGCGCAGAGGAUAGGCCUUAUUCAGCACCUACCUAAAGGAGUCUACGAUCCUGGAAGAGACGGCUCUGAGAAGAAGAUCAGAGAAUGUGUCAUUUGUAUGAUGGACUUUGUUUAUGGGGACCCCAUCCGAUUUCUGCCGUGCAUGCACAUUUACCACCUGGACUGUAUAGAUGACUGGUUGAUGAGAUCCUUUACCUGCCCUUCCUGCAUGGAGCCAGUGGAUGCAGCACUGCUUUCAUCAUACGAGACUAACUGAGCCAGGGUUUCUCCACUGAACCUUCAAGGACACCAUCCACUUUUCUGGGUUUGAUCCUGUUGUCAUUCAGCCCAAAGAGCCAGGAAUUAGGAAUUAAGAUCAUGCACAAAAUAUACAUUUCCUAAAUAAAUAAAUAAAAACUAUUCCUGAACGGCUGCAAAUAUUGGAAAAAAACAUAAUAUUUUAGAGACUAUAGAAAAAGUAGGUUGUUAUUUUUAAUGUAAAGCCUUGACCCACCAUUGUCCUUUAAUGUUUGUCCUUAGACCCAUAUAUAGGAAUUGUGUAAAGUGUUACAGCAACUGUAAAUGUUUAAACUGCGUGUAUCCAAUUUUAUUAGCAGCAAGAUAAGAGUAUUUUUUCCUAAAUAAAGUAACCAGUUUUGUUCUGAUUCUUUUCACAAGUCCUGGCAUUUGGGUCAAGGCUUUAUUAAAAUCUACAUUUUAUAACACUGGCACAAAGAAAUAGUUUUAAGCUUGUUUGCACAGGUUUUUUUUCUUUUUUUCAUUGGAGAUGGAUUCAUUGCCUUAGGUCUUUUUAAUAGUGUGUUGUUAUUGUUGGGCUGGCUCUGUGCUUGAAAAACAGUUUAUUUAUAACCUGUUAAAAGUGCUAUAUUUUGUUUGCAGAUAGGAAUAUGCAGAAUUCAAAGUGAUCUCCUAGCUUGUAAGCAAACUGAGAUGCAUUAUCCCUUUUCUACGAGUGAUGCUAAAUAUGGCAAUAUGAAACAAGUCCUACACCAAAAUUAUGGUUUCAUGGUUUUUAUAACUUGCUUCGAUUUCGAUGAAACAACAAUCCUCAAACUUUAGCAUGUCAUCUUUAACUUGAUCAAGUUAAAAGUGGGCCAGAUGGACAAUAAAUGCUAUCAUGAUUGGAAAAAAAGUUUUUGGAACAAAUACAGUAUUAGUGUUGAUAACUUAUUCAACUUUUUUGCUGCCUAAAAUUGGUUGGUUUUGAUCACAGCAAAAGGAUACUGCAUCUCUUGUUCCUGUAGUUCUUAGGUUAUCAGACAUUAAGAAUAAACAUACUGUAUCUCCGUCUCCUGUAUUAAAUGUAUCUGUUAAGCCUUGCUGGCUGACACAUCAGUCCACCAAGCAGCUGUGAAAUCAGAUAUGAAAAAAAAAUGUAUUUUAUGUUCUGCACAUAAAGGCAAAGUUUAUAUAAACACAGAAUUUCAUAAUAGCAAUCAAGUGGGGAAUAGUACUGCUAAAACCAGAAUGACACAGUUAUCUAAUUUCUGCAGCAAAAAAGUGUGUGCUUGUUAAGAGAUGGUCGAGCAAAGACUGUAGUUGUAAAGUCCUCUCAUCCACUUACCAUGCUUUUUUUUUUUUUUUCUUAAUGUACCCUCCUGUGACUUUUAUACCUUCAGUGACCAAUACAUUGAGGCAGUCUUGGUCUUGCAGAGUGAGAUGCAAUCUCAAGUUAACCACAACAAAUCAGGGAUCAUUCUUGAUUGUUUUGCAUAUAUAGUUUGAGUACCUGGUAUAACAAGUUGCGUUUAAAGAAUGCUUUGAAGUACGUUGAAGACUCUGUGUACUUACAGUGUAGAGGAAUUACGCAGGUCAUGGAUCACUUUUGGAGGGUUGGUCAGCAGAACGGAGAAUCAACAUGUUGAUUUAUUUAUUACUCCUGCUGCUGACAGCAACCUGCUCUCUUAGAGAAGAGCUCCAAGUAGCCUUCAGAAGCAAGUUAAAGCAGUUAACGGUUCUAGAUUCACUGAUUUGCUACACAUUUAUCUGGACACAAGUUUUUGUUUAAUUCAUACCUACUUAAUUACAUUAAGCAAAAUCUGAGAAGGCAGAACUAAAGUUGUGCAAUAUUUUUCCAUGGGAAAUCAUUGUUCUUCUUCAUCAUUCCAUGUGUGUUCUUUUGUGUCCUUCUUUUUUGUCUGUUUUAGGGUUUGUUUUUUGUUUUCACAUAAAACAUAAUGUCCACAUAAAAUAUUAGUUUCUUUUCUCUUGUUAAAACUGGCAAAUGAACAAUUUUAAAAAACACUUUUGUCAUGGUAGUAUUGGUCUUUAUUUAUUACAAGACUUGAUUAAGAAAGAUCUGAAAAGAAAUACUCAGUGGCUGGUUACAGAGCUGAAUGCUUUUCUGGGCACUUUGUACAGUUGAACUAUUAACACUGAUCUCAUGGUAAGAGGAGAAAAAUUACUUUUACUAAAACACUUGUUAAAUAACAAAAAGGUGUGAAGGGCUAAAACUAGAGCUGAUUACAGAAGAACAUUCCAAAAAAGAAAACAAAUUUUAGCUUAUAAACAGAUGUGUAAAUAUAAUGAAUAAAUCAAUUGAUUUUUCAAGUUUUUAGGUGCAGUGCUGUUCUGGAUGAUUUCUCAAUCAGAAAAGUAAUUUAUCUGAACUUAAUGCAAAAUAAUGUGUAACCUGAGCUUUCCUGUCACCUGAGUUUUAGCUUCAGCUGUGAAAUCGUAUCUGUCUCUCAAUUCCACCAUCUGUAAAAUGAGGAUAAUAUUUGCCUGCUGUCUCAGAGGUGUCUAAUAAAUUACUUACACUUCCAGUGCAUUAGACAGUCCAUUUACAGCACAGCUGUUUCCUAACCAACAUCUUCGAGAGCUCAGCGAAUAGCUUACCUCUUGCUCAUCUGGACCUGCUUGACCAUAGCCAGUCUUACAAUACAGCUGUGUGCUUCAAGGCAGGCAGGCCCGUAGUUAAGUGUCUGCACAGUAUUUUGAAGAAAAAAAAAAAAAACUCUCAUAGCUACUGUGCAUAAGUAACCAAGAUUGUAAAUGCCGAAUCUGCAAACGUGUGGCUGCAUCAGGCUUGGCAAUAGUCAUCAAGUGAAGCAAAAAAUGUUGCUUUAAAGCAUUUCAUAGGUGGUAUGCUCCGUCCUCAAAACGUUCAGUGCAACACUCUUCGUGUUUUAGAAACUGCAACUGGCAAAACAAGUGCACGGCGCAGACCCCCAAAAGGAGCCGAGCGGAUUCUCGAGCGCAGUCCCCUGGGAUUUCACACUGCAAUCCAAGAGACAUCGAGUUUGAAAGGCCACACGCACCCCUCCGCCCUGCCAACACCACGCUUCCUAAUAGCAACCUGCAGUCACACUUCAAAAAACUGAACUCCUAAAUAACACAGGCAAGAUGCUUCCAGCAGCAGGGAAAUCAUUAGGUUAUAGUCUCAAGAUUACAGGGGGAAGCAGAUUUUGUCUCACACAGCAGAAGAAAACAAAAUUCCCACAAACCUGAAGCAAAAAAAAAAGAAGCAAUAAUAAGUAGUGAAUACUCAUUUCCGUAAUGACCUGUAUGUUUAAAAAUGAUUGCAUGCUACUGGGAUUAUCAUUUAAAUAAUUUUACUUCUAAAGACAUUACUCCUUAUUACUUACUGUCAUCUCAUUAUGUAAAUCUGACAGAUAAAUACUAAAUUUCUCCAUAAACAAAAAAGUCCAGAGAAUUUUAAGGUCUGUGAAGGGCUACAGUUGUAAAAAGGCUUUAACUGAGUAAUAUUUUAAAAGCUCCUACUAUCUUGCCGCUUCCCAAGGUUGAAAGCGAUUACGUGCUUGGAAAGCUUACAGUCCUCUUUUCUUGCAGUGGCAGAAAUUGUACACUUCUAGGCUAAGGGAUUACGAAAUACCUGAACUUAAACUUGUCACAGAUUCAAGCCUUGCUAUUUCCUGUCCUUGUGCAAUCUUGGUAAAGAUGAAAAUUCUUCUGCGUCAGUCAGUUAAAUAAAUAGAUGGCUGAAACCUAAA
Molecule: messenger RNA, 4286 nt
Organism: Rhea pennata
Lineage: Eukaryota; Metazoa; Chordata; Aves; Rheiformes; Rheidae
Gene: RNF11
Product: ring finger protein 11
Exons: 3
Coding region: 125-589 (154 amino acids)
Biological process (GO): ubiquitin-dependent protein catabolic process
Cellular component (GO): ubiquitin ligase complex
Molecular function (GO): ubiquitin protein ligase activity
Source: RefSeq, a predicted model, not a curated record